Loxodonta africana (African savanna elephant) is the source of this 12219-nucleotide messenger RNA. RefSeq names its product tumor protein p53 binding protein 1 (gene TP53BP1). Gene Ontology annotation, biological process: positive regulation of transcription by RNA polymerase II; DNA damage checkpoint signaling. Gene Ontology annotation, molecular function: histone binding. The record is from RefSeq and is a predicted model, not a curated record. The transcript is spliced from 28 exons. NCBI's taxonomy places the organism in Eukaryota, Metazoa, Chordata, Mammalia, Proboscidea, Elephantidae. The coding region runs from base 136 to 6042 and encodes 1968 amino acids. Gene Ontology annotation, cellular component: nucleus.
UUCGCGGCCGGUGGCGGCGGUAGAGACAUCGGCGACCUGGGGAGCGAGCUGGCGGAACCCGGGGAGCGUGCAGAGGCCUCUAGCUCGAGCGCGAGGGACCUCCCACUGGGAUGCCUGGUACCGUUUGGGGAGCAGAUGGACCCUACUGGAAGUCAGUUGGAUUCAGAUUUCUCUCAGCAAGAUACCCCUUGCUUGAUAAUUGAAGAUUCUCAGCCUGAAAGCCAGGUUCUAGAUGAUUCAGGUUCUCACUUCAGUAUGCUAUCUCGACACCUUCCUAAUCUACAGACACACAAAGAGAACCCUGUGUUGGAUGUCGUGUCCAAUCCUGAACAGGCAGCUGGAGAAGAACAAGGAGACAAUAAUAGUGGGUCCAAUGAACAUUUGAAAGAAAACAAGCCUUCAGAGCCUAUGGAUUCUUCUCAUCUGGACACGUGCAGUUCCGUCAGUCAGGUCAUUGAACAGUUGCCUCAGCCAAACAGGACAAGCAGUGUCCUGGCGUUGUCAGUGGAAUCUGCUCCUGUGAGUGAAGACAAGGAAGAAGAGGAGGAGGUGGAAGAGAAAGAGAAAGAAGAGGAGGGAGAUAAUCCAGACGGUACUACGCACUCCAUUGGUGUUGAAGAUUCUGCCUCAUCACAGUUGGGCUUUGGAGUUUUGGAACUCUCCCAGAGCCAGGAUAUUGAAGAGCAUACUAUGCCGUGUGAAGCGGACAGAGAGCACCUACAGUCAGUAACCGAUGACUCUGAUUAUGCCCGGCAGUCUGAAGUGGAUGCUGACGUUGCAGUUAAGCCUGGAGAGCAGCAGUCCAGUGAAGACAUCCCCAGGGCAGAACCACCCAGCAAGGAUGUCCCCCUGGUGGAAGAGUGCAGUAAGGAUGCACAUGUGGGAGAAGCCUGCAGCCCGCUACCUGCGAGGCCAGAGGACAUACCGUCCAGUCCCAAAGCAUCUCUUGCUGCUGUGGAAACAGAAGAACAGAUGCCUGCUCGGGAGCGUCUGGAAGGCAAACUGCAGGUUCAGAAGUCACCGGAGCCUGAGAUUUUGUCAACUCAGGAAGACUUGUUUGACCAGAGCAAUAAAACAGUAGCCUCUGAUGGCUGUUCCACUCCUUCAAGGGAGGAAGGCGGCUGUUCCCUGGCCUCCACACCAGCCACCACUCUGCAGCUCCUGCAGCUCUCUGGCCAGAGGUCUUUUGUUCAGGAGAGCCUUUCCACGAAUUCCUCAGAUCUUGUUGCUCCUUCCCCCGAUGCUUUCCGACCUACCCCUUUUAUCGUUCCUAGCAGUCCCACAGAGCAAGGAGGGAGAAAAGAUGAGCCAAUGGACAUGUCAGUGUUAUCUGAGGAAGGAGGAGCACCUUUUCAGAAGAAACCCGACGAACCAGUGGAGAUAGAGAGCCCACCUGAGCCCACUGUAUCACCCCAAGCCUCAACACCAGUGUCUCAGAGCACACCAGUCUUCACUCCUGGGUCACUUCCUGUCCCAUCCCAGCCCGAGUUUUCUCACGACAUUUUCAUUCCAUCUCCAAGUUUGGAAGAAGGAUCAAAUGAUGGGAAGAAAGGUGAAGACUUGCAUAGUUCAUCUUUGACUGUUGAGUGUUCUAAAACUUCAGAGACUGAACCAAAGAAUUCCACUGAGGAUCUUGGGCUGUCUUUGACGGGGGAUUCUUGCAAGCUGAUGCUUUCUACAAGUGAGUAUAGUCAGUCUCCAAAGAUGGAGAGCUUGACUGCUCACAGGAUUGAUGAAGAUGGAGAAAAUACACAGAUUGAGAAUACUGAACCCAUGUCUCCAGUUCUCAAUUCUAAACUUGUUCCUACCGAAAAUGACAGUAUCCUGAUGAAUACAGCACAAGGUGGCCAAGUAGAACUGGGUCCUAAUGAUGACAAAACAAAGGGGGAUGAUACAGAGACCAGAGAUGACAUUAGUAUUUUAGCUACUGGUUGCAAAGGCAGAGAAGAGACUGUAGCAGAAGAUAUUUGUAUUGAUCUCACUUGUGAUUCAGGGAGUCAGGCAGUUCCUUCUCCAGCUACUCGAUCUGAGGCACUUUCUAGUGUGUUAGAUCAGGAGGAAGCUAUUGAAAUUAAAGACCAUCAGCCGGAGGAGGGGUCCUCAGAGUCUGAGGUAGAAGAAAUCCCUGAGACGCCUUGUGAAAAUCAAGGAGAAGAACCCAAAGAGGAAAAUAAGGAGAGUACUCCAUUUCACCUUUCUCUGACUGAAACUGAGCCCCAAGGGUUGUGUCUUCAAAAUGAAAUCUCAAAACAAGAAUGUCAGGAACCUAUGGAAGUUGAAACCACUGUGAUUAGUAUUGAUUCUCCCCCAAAGCUGCCAGUGAUUGACCAAGAAUUGGAACACAAGGAUCAGGAAGCUUGGGAAGAAGCUACUUCGGAGGACUCGAGUGUUGUCAUUGUAGAUGUGAAGGAGCCCUCCCCCAGAGUGGAUGUUUCCUCUGAGCCUGUGGAGGGGGUGGAGAAAUGCUCAGAUUCCCAGUCUUGGGAUGAUGUUGCUCCAGGAGAAGAACCAAGUGCUGAGGAUAGACCAGAUACCCAGGGGGAAAAGAGUACAGAGUACGAAGAUGAUCUGAAACCAGCAACUGCAGAAAAGGAACCUGUGGAGGAAGACCCUCCACAGCCCCUUUUGCCUAUAAUGAGAGCAGGUGAUACUCAGAGACCUGAGCAGGAAAUGCAUCAAACCCAGCCUCAAGAGAAAACAGAUAACGCAUUACCAGAAGACUCAAAAAUGGCUAAUGUGAAGCAGCUGGGCUCUGGGGUAGAGGCCCAGCAGCUGGAGAAGGCCUCUGCCCAUGCCUCACAAAGCUUCUGUGAAAGCUCCAGUGAAACUCCAUUUCAUUUCACUUUGCCUAAAGAAGGUGAUAUUAUCCCACCCUUGACUGGCGCAACCCCACCUCUCAUUGGGCACCUUAAAUUGGAGCCCAAGAGACACAGUACUCCUAUUGGUAUUAGCAAGUAUCCAGAAAGCACCGUAACAACCAGUGAUGUCAUGUCAGAAAGCAUGGUGGAGACCAACGAUCCCAUUCUUGGGAGUGAAAAAGGGGAUUCUGAGGCUGCCCCAGAAGUGGAUGAUAAAUUAUGUCUGAGAAUGAAAUUGGUCAGUCCUGAAACUGAGGCUAGUGAAGAGUCUUUGCAAUUUAGCCUGGAAAAGCCUGCAACUGGUGAAAGAAAAAAUGGAUCCACCCCUGUUGCUGAGGCUGUUGCCAGUUCCCAGAAGACCAUGUCUGUGUUUAGCUGCAUCUGUGAAGCCAGGCAAGAGGAGGAGGCACGAAGUCAGGAUCCCCGCUCUGUACCCAUCAGGGGGAACUUACUCCAUUUUCCAAGUACUCAAGAAGAAGCGGAGAAGGAAAAAUUGGAGGGUGACCAAAGGACUAGGCAGAGUCAACAGCCUUUGAAGGCCAUUGCUGCUGCCAAGGACACUGCUUCUCCUACCUCCCAGCAAAUGGCCACACAGGGGCUGUCCAGUCCUCAGGGAGAAGCAAUGGAGACUGAUGUGUCAGAAGGCCAGAAAGGAGGACAGAAUACCAAUCAGGAAAAACUUAGUAAGGCCUUGAUUGAAAGGCCCAGACAAAAUAACGUAGGAAUCCAGACCAUGGCGUGUUCUCCAUGGGCACCAGAAACUGCUUCAGCAGCAACCCAGACCAUAAAGAAUGUGUGUGAGCAGGGCACCAAUACUGUGGAACAGAACUCUGGAAGACAAGAUGCCAUGGUUCAGACUGAGAAGGGGAGUGGUGAGAAACUGGCCAGUGCUCCUGGGGACGAUACGGAGUCGCUCCAUAGCCAGGGAGAGGAAGAAUUUGACAUGCCUCAGCCUCCACAUGGCCAUGUCUUGCAUCGCCACAUGCGAACCAUCCGUGAAGUGCGCACACUUGUCACUCGCGUCAUCACAGAUGUGUAUUAUGUGGAUGGGACAGAAGUAGAAAGAAAAGUAACUGAGGAGACUGAAGAGCCAGUUGUAGAAUGUCAGGAGUGUGAAACUGAAGUUUCCCCUUCACAGACUGGGGGCUCCUCAGGUGACCUGGGGGAUAUCAGCUCAUUCUCCUCCAAAGCAUCCAGCUUACACCGCACGUCAAGUGGGACGAGUCUCUCAGCCAUGCACAGCAGUGGCAGCUCAGGGAGAGGAGCCGGACAACUCAAAGGGAAAACCAGCGGGACAGAACCCGUAGAUUUUGCCUUACCCAGCUCCCGAGGAGGCCCAGGAAAACUGAGUCCUAGAAAAGGGGUCAGUCAGACAGGGGUGCCAGUGUGCGAGGAGGAUGGCGACGUGGGCCUUGGCGUCAGACAGGGAGGGAAGGCUCCAGUCACGCCUCGUGGGCGCGGGCGAAGGGGCCGCCCGCCUUCUCGGACCACUGGAACCAGAGAAACAGCUGUACCUGGGCCCUUGGGCAUAGAGGACAUUUCACCCAACAUGUCUCCGGACGAUAAAUCCUUCACCCGUAUUGUGCCCCGAGUACCAGACUCCACCAGACGAGCAGACGUGGGUGCUGGUGCUUUGCGUCGCAGCGACUCUCCAGAGAUACCUUUUCAGGCUGCUGCUGGCCCCUCUGAUGGCUUAGAUACCUCGUCUCCAGGGAACAGUUUUGUAGGGCUUCGAGUUGUAGCCAAGUGGUCAUCCAAUGGCUAUUUUUACUCUGGGAAAAUCACACGAGAUGUUGGAGCUGGGAAGUAUAAGUUGCUCUUUGAUGAUGGGUACGAGUGCGAUGUGUUGGGCAAAGACAUUCUGUUGUGUGACCCAAUCCCGCUGGAUACUGAAGUGACCGCCCUCUCGGAGGAUGAGUAUUUCAGUGCAGGAGUGGUGAAAGGGCACAGGAAGGAGUCUGGGGAGCUGUACUACAGCAUUGAAAAAGAAGGCCAGCGGAAGUGGUAUAAGCGAAUGGCUGUCAUCCUGUCCUUAGAGCAAGGCAACAGGCUGAGAGAGCAGUAUGGGCUUGGCCCGUAUGAGGCAGUAACACCUCUCACCAAGGCAGCAGAUAUCAGCUUAGACAAUUUGGUAGAAGGGAAGCGGAAACGGCGCAGCAACGUCAGCUCCCCAGCUGCCCCCACUGCCUCCAGCAGCAGCAGCACGACGCCCACCCGUAAGAUCACAGAAAGCCCUCGUGCCUCCGUGGGAGUUCUCGCAGGCAAAAGAAAACUUAUAACUUCUGAAGAGGAGCGGUCCCCUGCCAAGCGUGGCCGAAAGUCUGCCACUGUGAAACCUGGUGCAAUGGGGGCAGGAGAAUUUGUGAGCCCCUGUGAGAGUGGAGACAACUUGGGUGAGCCCUCUGCCGUGGAAGAGCAGAGGGGGCCUUUGCCCCUCAACAAGACCUUGUUUCUGGGCUAUGCCUUUCUCCUCACCAUGGCCACAACCAGUGACAAGUUGGCCAGCCGCUCCAAACUGCCAGAUGGUCCUUCAGGAAGCAGUGAGGAAGAAGAGGAAUUUUUAGAAAUUCCUCCUUUCAACAAGCAAUACACAGAAUCCCAGCUUCGAGCAGGAGCUGGCUAUAUCCUUGAAGACUUCAAUGAAGCCCAGUGUAACACAGCCUACCAGUGUCUCCUAAUUGCUGAUCAGCAUUGUCGAACCCGGAAGUACUUCCUGUGCCUUGCCAGUGGGAUUCCUUGUGUGUCUCAUGUCUGGGUCCAUGACAGUUGCCAUGCCAACCAGCUCCAGAACUAUCGCAAUUAUUUGUUGCCAGCUGGGUACAGCCUUGAGGAGCAAAGAAUUCUGGAUUGGCAACCCCGAGAAAACCCUUUCCAGAAUCUGAAGGUACUCUUGGUAUCAGACCAGCAACAAAACUUUCUGGAGCUCUGGUCUGAGAUCCUCAUGACUGGGGGAGCAGCCUCCGUGAAGCAGCACCACUCAAGUGCCCAUAACAAAGACAUUGCUUUAGGGGUGUUUGACGUGGUGGUGACAGACCCCUCAUGCCCAGCCUCGGUGCUGAAGUGUGCUGAAGCGUUGCAGCUGCCUGUGGUGUCACAAGAGUGGGUGAUCCAGUGCCUCAUUGUUGGGGAUAGAAUUGGAUUCAAGCAGCACCCAAAAUAUAAACAUGAUUAUGUUUCUCGCUAAAGAUCCUUGGUCUUAUCAGUUUCCUUCCCUGCUGUUGUGAAGACUGUGUUUUAACCAGGUUUUAAAUGUGUCUUGUGUGUAACCGGGUUCCUUGCAUGGAUCUUGUACAUAGUUUUAUUUGCUGAACUUUUAUGAUAAAAUAAAUGUUGAAUCUCUGGUUGUAGUAACUGGGAGCUCCUCAUCUACUUCUUUGAGCUUAAUUUCAGAACAAAUAGCAAGACGAACACGGUACCUUCUCUGAGGCUUCCAGUUGGCUUGUUUACUUCAGGACGUCAGCGAGCCCAGGGUAACAGCUGUGCCAAAAGGUGGGUGGGAUUGGGCACACUCUGAGUUUCCUGACAGUUUAAGGAUGCUCAGCUCUAAAGAGAGACAUUUCCCUAACAGCUGACUUGUGGGUACUCUCAACUCUCAGAGUAAAGAGGGAAAAGGAUUAACCGCUGCACUUGGUAGGGUAACUUCCUCCAAGGAGAAACAGGAGAAGCACAUGUGAGAACACCUGGAAAUGUUAAACGCUCUAGCCAGAGGUCCAACAUUUAAGUUUUUAUUACUGUUGUCACAGUGGCUGGAGGCCGUUCUUUCCUACCCAUAGCAUCAUCGUCCCUGUUCACAUUCUCUCAAUCUCUCAAGCAGGGGUCAGCACAUUUUUUUCGGUAAAGGGCUAUUUUGUGAAUAUUUUAGACUUUGUGGGCCAUUUGGUCUGUUGCAGCCACCCACCCUUGCUGUGGUAGCCUGAGAGCAGCCAGAGAGAAUCAGUAGAGGACUAAGUGUGGGCGUAUCUCAACAAACCUUUAUUUACAGACACAGGCAGCAGCUGUCAUUUGCCAGCCUUGCUCCAGAGGCAGCAAUGGAAGGGGUUGCCCUCACCGAUAACAGCAGGGAGUCAGGUAUAAGUACGUGCAGGUGUCCAGAGGACCAGAUGCGGAGGCCAGUACCGCGCGAUGCAUUCUCUGUUUGGAGAGGGCUGUUCUGUGGGUAUUUAUCAUGGUUCACAUUGAUGAGAACCACAGUAGAAGUACCUCCGGUCCUGUGGUUCUCCUCACAUGGGAUAACUGGAACUGUAACUUUCAGUAUCUGAAAUCUGAUAAUUUGAGGUCACGUUUUUCUUAAUGACCUUUUCUUAGGAAACAAAAGUACUUUAAACACAUUGUCAUUAACUACUAUUGCCCUUUUAUCGGUCUGUUAGAAAUUAUUGGCAAAAUUCUUUAGAUUCAUAAUUUUGAAUUUCCUUAAGGGUAGAAAACUCUCAGUCUCAAAUUCCUGGAGGAAGAAAAAUAAUCAGUAUAGGUAUAAAUUACUUGGCAGGAGGAGAGGGUGGCUGGCUGUUUCUGCUUGGUAAUGACAACAUCCAGUAUUCUACCUAUUUAUAAACAUAAGUUCUUUUUCAUGUCUGAGCCACAAAAUAUUUACCUUUCUGAUCCAUGCUGUUUACUUACUGUCAUAUCUUCUACAGCUUGAACGGUCCCUAGGUACACAGCAGGUGCUCAAUAAAUGUUGAAUAAACGGACAUACCCAAAAACUGUUCCAAAUGCAGCACAGUCAGUCAGAGCACUGGCCUCGCCCGCAGGGGCGCAGCUGACCAACACAUCCUUCUUGGUGGACGAGUUCAGAACUGCCCUGAGGUGCGGCAGGCCCCUUCCACAUGGGGAUUAUGGGAAUGAGUUAUACCUCUGGAUGCUCAGUAAUUGCUUCUAGGAGAAAAGGUAGAGCCCUCUCAGUAGGCCGCAGACAUUUGGUGAGUGGCUAGAGAAUGGGAUGCUUGUUUUGAAUCUUCUUUUACAGACUUGGGAACGUGGUUAAGAUUGACUGUUGUUUUGUUUAUGUACCAGAAAACAUCAAAUCCCGAAACUACAAGAGAAAAAAAAAAAGAUCCUCAUUAAGUAUCAUGCUUUCCCAAGAUUGUCUUCAAAGAAAUAUGAAUCAGGGCAACCUCUGAUCUUAAAACUGAAAAGAUAGUUUCUUUGACUCUUUGGCUAAAAUCUCUUAAAAGAAUCUGCUUGAGUAGAAAGAGGGGAGAAGUACUUUUCUGUAUGGGAAUGAGAGAAGCAGAGGGGGGAGCUUUACCAUGCCACCUACCACUGAAUCUCGAAAUUAGAUUAAAAAAAGCUUAGCGUUGGAAGCCUUUCACAGAUGAGGAUGCAGGGGGCCAGCGAGGCAGAGUUGCACAGGUAGGUUAGUGUCAGAACUGGGAAUGGAAGCCACAAUGCCUCCCCACAUAGCAGUACACACCUUAGGAAAGAACUUAGACCCAUCUCUGUGCCAGGUGUGUUAAUAUCUUACUAUGAUGAUGAUUUUUACUACAAAAUAACCUACUGCCAUCAAGCCGAUUCCAGCUCAUAGUGACCCUGCAGAAUGAUCCACAGGGUUUCCAAGGCUGUAAUCUUUACAGAAGCUGACAGACUGCCACAUUUUUCUCCCGUGGAGCGGCUGGUGGGUUCAAACCACCGACAUUUUGGUUAGCAGCUGAGCGCGUAACUACUGUGCCACCAGGGCUUCCCUUUGUCUGUCUGAGCCUUAGUGUCCUCAUUUAUGAAAUGAGGGUAUCUGGACUAGAUAAUGCCCAGAGUCUCCUUCCAACUCUGGAAUUCUACCUCAAAACAAAACAAUCUACUGAGUUCCCCAAAGGUUGUUCCUACCUGCCCAGAGUUCCACCAGCCUGGGUAUAGUAUUUGUUAUAAUCUAGUCGUAACAGUAGUUGAGCCAAAUCUGAGUUGAUCUGAUGAUUGCGAACACUGGAAAGAAUCUUGAAUAGGAGUGAGGACUGGCGGCUAAAGCCCUGCAGAGAGAAGAGCUCUGUGUCAUCCCCCCUGCACCCACCGAGGCUCUUCACGUAAACCGUGAGUGCGUGCGAGGGGUGCCUGUGAGGGAAGGGCACGCAGUGGUGGGAGUUCCUUGGAAAAGCCUUGCUUGCAGUUCUACACAACACCUGGUCUUCUCACAUUCCCAUUUCUCUAGGCUCCUAAAACGACUUCUUGACACCAGGUCCACAGAAUGCAUGACUUCCUAUGCAAGUACAGUAAUUUAGCAGCUGGUUUCCAAUUAAUAUAUUCUGUUGUGCACAGGGUUUGGGGAGAGCCUGAGUGUUUUUGUUACAGGCAGAUAAUUACAAUCUCAAUGAAAUAACGGGUUAGUCAAGGAAGUAAGGAGGUGGGAAGCAGAAACAUGAGAACAAAGCCAGUGCAUACUUGGCGGGCUGAGUAGUCAAGGCGGAGCUAUUUCUGAACAUUGUGAGGUCGCACAUAGUUAUCUGCUUCAAAAUCCACCGAUACCAACUUUUUUCCUUUGUAUCUUGUUAUUUCUGUGUGCAUGUGCUGGGGAAACGCCUUACUGACUCAGGCGGCAAGAUCGAGAUUCUCCAGUGGAGAAAGCACCUUUAGUCCUUCUGACGGGACUGCGUGUCUCAGGAGGCCGGGCUGACUCACCUUCACGAGGAUGCUCAGCUGUGCAGCUCCUCGCUCGUCCAGCGGCCCAAGGUUCUGACUGACCAGUGAGCAAAAGCUGUGACAGAGAUCGAGGAUCUCACUCAGGCAGUGAAACACCUACCCAACAAACACAGUGGGCAUUAGGGAGGGAAGGAAGAUACAGCUGUGAAAUUAAAGAUUCAGGAAAAUAACUACGAGCUGACUUAUUCCCAUUCUCCCACAUCUCACUUCAGGAUACACACCGACACUUACAAGUCUCCUGCCAGCCCCUCAGGUGCCACUUGUGUAAAACAAACUGGUCCCUUUCUGGCAAGGAUGCUAUCAUUUUCUGAGUCACCCCUGUGCAGAACCUCCACUCUAACCACAGGACACUAGUCAUCACUCCUGGGGCACACCGAUGGGGGUUCCUGCCUGUGAGCUCUGCUCCCAGUGUUGUCCUGUGCUGGGAUACCCUUCCCUUUCAUACCACUUCAAGUUCAACUUGCAGUGAGGCGUCCCCUUCCCCACUACAGCCAUUAGUGAACCCCACUUCUCUCUCUGUCCAUUAUCUUGGCAUUUGUUCAGGCCUCCUGAGCUUUUACUGCUCGCUGUGUGUACACGUUUCUUGCCUCUCCAAGUGGACUGUGAGCUCCUUAAGGGCAGAGCUGUAACUCAGACCUCUGCAUCCCCAGUGCCUCACACAGCAAGCACUUAAUAUUUACUGACAAUGACUUGCUCUGAUAGGAUGCUCUUCCUCUUGCUAUCCAAGUCUACCUGUCAUAAUGGUUCUCAGUGAUUUCCAGUUCACAGAACCCUUUGGAAUGGCAUCUCUAUAACUCACUCUUCCCAGGUGCAGCAAAACUAGCCCCAGAUACCAGAACAGAAGUCUGCAGUGUUCUGGUGUGACUCAAUGGAGGAGUCCGCUAGCUCACACAAGAGGUGAAGUGUGACUGUCACAGCAGAAAGGACACGAGGGAGCACUUUGGUCCUGCUUUUUAUGCUGCAGCUGCAAACACCUGUGUGCUUUCAAAAGCACUGACACCUGGACCCCAUUCCAGAGAUUCUCAUUUACGUGGGUUGGGUCUCAGAGUGAAAAGUUGUGCAGAACAUUCCAACGUGCAGCCAAGGUUGAGAUGAACUGUCCUAAAGGAAGUAACCCCCCGACCCACACACCACUCCAGCUGUCUAUGAAAACACCUUUCAAACAACUGGUCUAUCCUGAUCCAAAAGAUUUCGAGACAGUAGAAAUGCUUUUUUGUUGGCCUGUCUGUGGUGUCAGAAAGGUUUUUGAAUUUCUUUAAAUCCUUCCUUCUGGGGGUUAAACACAUACUCUUUCAUCUAUAGCUGCUCACCACUCCCAUUAUAUAGUGUUCUAGAAAUUCAAAGAUAUUUAAGUUCUCCUUUAACAUUUCCUUUUAGCUGUGCUUUAUAAGCUGUUAAAAAUGCUUAAAAAUGGAGAUGGAACAAUUGCUUAGUGAUAAUCCUUAUCCUGUCCACUCAGAGUGCCAAGGGACAGUCAGUGCUAGAAGCAGUCUGAGGAAACCAGGCAUCCCCACUUACAGGCUUCAGCAAGAUGAAGGACUGUGCCAGCAAAUUGCUCAGGAAGUGGUCGUGAGCCAAUCGGAUGCUUUCAAAGUCUCGAGUAGAAUUGAUUUGAUGGAGCAGCUGUGAGAACUGAGACUCCAGCACGUCUACCUGAUAGACAAUUACACAAAUAAUGUUAGCACCUUGCAUAUCUGAUUACCCAAGGACAGUGAGAUGCCUGACAGGAUGAAAUAGAAAUUUCUGGCCCCACUCAUCAUCUUCCUAACCAAGCCACUUUAAAGUUGACCAAAGACUCCUUAAUUUUGCCCAGCCUUGCAGAAAGUUAUCUGCCUAAGUCCUAACAACCCCCAAGGUCUUGGCAGACCUCCCCUGACCCAUCCACUCACGCCACAUCCUUCCACUGACUUGCUUAAGUCCUGUAGGAUCCAGAAUUUAUAGCAAAGUAUAAAAAUAACAGUCAAAGCAACAACAAUUCAUGCACUGCUGAUUAAGGACCCCAUUCCUUAUUCUCCUUCAUUUAUUUCCACUUUCCCCUAAGAUGUCCCCAAGAGACACACCUAGUGAUACGGUUCCCGGAUUUUCUCAAACGUCAGCGUUUUACCAGCUGCAGGAUCGCAGUCCCUCUUCAGUACCUCACCUCACGCCCCUUCCCCUCCUCACCCCUCAGGACAGACCUGGAGAUAGUACUGGAGGUUGUCCACCAAGGACAGACCUGGAGAUAGUACUGGAGGUUGUCCACCAAGGACAGACCUGGAGAUAGUACUGGAGGUUGUCCACCAAGAAGGCCAUGUGGUUACGUAGGCGCCACUUGACUGCGUCGGUCUGGUUGGACUGGAGGUGUUUGCGCUGCAUCUGCAGGGCCCAGCAAUGCUGCAGCUGAGCUUGUACGCGGCGCACACUCAGCAAGUACUUGAAAACGACGUUGUACCUGGAGGGAGACACCAGGCUGUUCAGAUCACCCCACCCUCAGAACAGACCCCAGAACUCUGUGCCCCACCCCUCCCCAAAAAAGGCAGGAAGAAGAAUGGCUAGAGGUGGAGACAACUGAAUUGUGGUUUAUGUAUACAGUGGAGUGUUACACGGCAGUCAACUCUCCAACACAACACAAUGGAUCUUGGCAAUAUGAUUCUGAAUGAAAAAAGUAAAUCUUAAAAGAUUAAAUGUAGUCUGAUACCUUUUUUAUAAAUGCUUAAAACAACUAAAAGCAAAAAAAAAAAAAAAUUGUAUAUAUAUA